Salvelinus fontinalis (brook trout) is the source of this 10316-nucleotide messenger RNA. RefSeq names its product pleckstrin homology domain-containing family A member 5-like. Bases 601 to 4386 code for a protein of 1261 amino acids. NCBI's taxonomy places the organism in Eukaryota, Metazoa, Chordata, Actinopteri, Salmoniformes, Salmonidae. Gene Ontology annotation, molecular function: phosphatidylinositol-4-phosphate binding; protein binding; phosphatidylinositol-3,5-bisphosphate binding. Gene Ontology annotation, cellular component: cytosol. The transcript has 32 exons. The record is from RefSeq and is a predicted model, not a curated record.
GAGAGAGAGACACAGAGAGAGAGACACAGAGAGAGAGACACAGAGAGAGAGACACAGAGAGAGAGACACAGAGAGAGAGAGAGAGAGAGAGAGAGAGAGAGAGAGAGAGCUGGCCACUUUAGUUAGAAUAGAGCCCUGUCGGAGCCUCCUCCGGUUACAGCAACAUAUUAAACUCCAGGCUGCAGCCACACGGCACGCGGGCAGACAGGAAGCAAGGCUGGAGGCAGCCUGACAGCUGGACGCUCCAUUUCCUCGCGAGCUCUCUGCCACCGGAGCGUACUUCAAAGCGACGGACUCUCAUUCCGUUAGUUCUUAUUCGUUCCGUGAACUCUCUUCUACACGGCUGGUUCGCUGCCCCCCCGGACCAAACUGAUGUUCCGCUAAUCUGCUCCGCAGCUGGAUAAGGUGUACAAGAUUAAUAGAUAAACUACUGACUGCCGCUAUUAUUGAGGCACCUGCCUGAAUCUUCUUGUGGAAGCUUUUCAUUUCCACAAUGAGCGGAAGGUGACCUGCAAGCAUCCUGUCUCGGGCUGUCCCUCACAAGACAACUGCAUCUUUGUCGUCAACGAACACUUGAAUUGUGGAAAAGUGGUUCGCCCAAUGUUUAGAAGGUUUCCUUCUAAAGAAAGGUCUGCCCCCAAAGCGCCAGCAAAUGAGAAGGAGCGUCCUCUGAGCACAAUGAGUAGUGAAGCCUCCAACUACACAGGCAGCUCGGACUAUGCUACACACCAAAGUAGCCCCGCAGCCAGACCAUCAAGAUCUUCAAAAAAAAUUCACAACUUUGGGAAGAGAUCCAACUCGAUACGGAGAAACCCCAAUGCCCUGGUCGUUAAGAGUAACUGGCUUUACAAACAGGAUAGCACGGGCAUGAAGCUUUGGAAGAAGAGGUGGUUUGUGCUGUCUGAUAUGUGUCUGUACUACUACAGAGAUGAGAAAGAGGAGGGUAUCCUCGGCAGCAUCCUCCUGCCUAGCUUUCGUAUAUCUAUGCUGUCUGUCGACGACCACAUCAACAGGAAAUAUGCCUUCAAGGCGACGCAUCCCAACAUGCGGACCUACUACUUCUGCACAGACGCAGCCAAAGACAUGGAGUCUUGGAUGAAGGUGAUGACAGAUGCUGCCCUCGUGCACUCUGAGCCUAUCAGGAGCAGGUCGCUCAAAGUGGAACAGUGCGGUCCUCAGGAUGUCAGUAACCAUGUUACCCAGAACCACAGACCGGUUCUAACCCGACCAGAGAUCCAGAACAACGAGCGGAACCGGACCGAGGUCGACAGCGAACAUCACACCGUCGCCGCCAUAACCACGGCAACCGCCGUCACUGCCGAGGAGGAGGAGGACAGGAAACAGCGUGACGCAGAGCGCUACGGGUUUCAGAAGGAAGGGGCGGAGAGGGACCGGCCGCUCACUAAGAUCAACAGCAUCAAACUAGAACCAGAUCAGGCUUCUGCUGUACCUGCUGACACCACACCAGACGGGCCCUACAGAGCCCCACAGCUGAACGGUGCUGGAGACCAGAGCCCAGGGGAGAUGAUGACCAACCCCCAGCCCCAUCGGACCCCCUCUAUCCAGGGCAGCAUGACCCCCACCACCCCCCAGUACCCCCACGGGGAGCCUGAACCCAGAACCCUGACCAGGACCAACUCCAUGCAGCAGCUGGAACAGUGGGUACGCACGCAGAGAGUACGCAACCAGGAAGAUGACACACACAGUAUCAUGUCGUACCAGACACUGCCCAGGAACAUGCCCAGCCACCGAGCCCCUCCAGCCAUGCCCUACUACGGGGACCCGGGCUACCGUACCUUACCCAGGAACAGCAUGGCUCGGCCGGACAGUAUCUGCAGCAUGUCCCCCUCCAUGUAUGAUCAGGCCAUGGGGCUGGGGCUGUCCUCUGCAGACAAGAGACGCUCCAUGAGGGAUGACACUAUGUGGCAGCUGUAUGAGUGGCAGCAGAGGCAGGCCUAUACGCCCACACGGCCCAUGUCGUCCACUCCCAGACCGUACGGGACCCUGCCCAGCCCCAAGACCAUGAUCAACCUGUCUGAGCACCAGGCUCACCAGGGUCACCACUCCAUCCCCCCCUCACCGUCCCAUGGGUCCUUGUCUAUGUACGGGGGCUACUCGCCCCUCCACUUCUCCUACAACCCCAGCUCCAGUAGGUCUGAGGUGGCCUUCCCUGUGUACCGGGGGGAUGUUACUAUAGACAGAAGACACAGGACUCCACAUCUCAACCAGUAUGCCUACCCGCCUGACAGGAGGUCCAUGCCAGCAGGGAUCCCUGUUCAGACCAUCACUGCCCAGUCUCUGCAAGGAAAAACGCCUGAGGAGCUAACCUUGCUGCUGAUAAAGCUUCGUCGGGAGCAGGCCGAUCUAAACAGCGUCCGGGAGCACACUGUAGCACAGCUUAUGCAACUAAACCUCGAUGGUGGCCACAACCCAAAGAACGACAUUCUGUCUCAUCAUCUCCAAAGAAACCUCAUGUAUCUGGACAAGCAGAUGUCAUCUCAUGUGAAGGAAAAUCAGCCUUUAAUCAUGACGAUUCACACGUUGAUAGAGAACUCAGCCCCCAGGCCUCAGCUGUACCAGCACCACGUCAGAAUGAGCCCAGAGGACUACAGGGAACACGCCUACAUGUGCAGCCCGGAGGACGUUGACAUUGAUGCCAAGCUGAGCAGGUUGUGUGAACAGGACAAGGUUGUGAGGAUACGCGAGGACAAGCUCCAGCAGCUACACAGAGAGAAGCACACCCUGGAGACGGCCCUGCUGUCGGCCAGUCAGGAGAUAGAGAUGAGUGCUGAUAACCCAGCAGCCGUACACAGUGUUAUCCAGCAGAGAGACGUGCUGCAAAGUGGCCUGCUCAGCACCUGUAGAGAACUGUCACGCGUCAACACUGAGUUGGAGCGGUCGUGGAGGGAGUAUGAGAAGCUGGAGGGAGACGUCUCAUUGGCCAAGAACAACCUGCUGGAGCAGCUCGAGGUCCUGGGGAGCCCUCAGACGGAGCCCCCCAGCCAUCAGCAUGUCCACAUCCAGAAGGAGCUGUGGAGGAUCCAGGAUGUAAUGGAGGCCCUCAACAAGAACAAAGCCCAGAGACACACAGACACACAGGGAUACUACGGCUCCACACCCAUCUCCAACAAACACAAGAGUGAGGAGGAAGUGGAGGACCUCUCAGCUCCCCCAAGGCCGCCCUUACCCCAGGCCUACGAGCCCAACAGCCCUGCUGUACCCCCCCUCCCCUCUCGUGUUGCCUCCAGCGGGCGACCGGCACCCCCACCGCCACCACACCGGAGUCCAGAGGACAGGGACAGGAAGUCCGGCCAGAGGAACGGAACACACAGCGGUCCUGACUACAGGCUGUAUAAGAGUGAACCAGAGUUGACCACCGUAGCAGAGGUGGAUGAAACCAACGGAGAGGACCGAUCAGAACAGUCUGACAGAGACCCAGCAAACACCAAAGGAAUGUCCUACCCUGUUGGCAUCGUUCCCCCCAGAACCAAAUCUCCCAACAUGCCAAAUUCUUCCAGCAUCACCUCCUACGUCACCCUGAGGAGGGGAGGGAGGCCAGACCCACGCAUGGAGCGACCCCAUAGUGCAGUGGAGCAGCUGUCUGGUGGGGCUGUGGAGAAGGACAGUGGCAGAUCCAGGAUGAGUGUAGAGGAGCAGCUGGAGAGGAUCAGGAGACACCAACAGGGGGCGCUAAGAGAGAAGAAGAAGGGGCUUCACAUCCUGGCAGGAAGUAGCUGCAACAGCCCGCAGGACUACACCACACACAGCCACAGUACCACAUCAACACCGUCACGUAGCCCUUCGUUCACCAAGGAGAACCCCUUCCGCAGCAUGCAGCAGAACCGUCGUCCGCGUGGCGAGGGGAUGAGCAGUGACAUCCUGGAGUUGGAGGCGUCACUCAGAGAACAGGAAGUGGUCAGAGAGCAGGAGACGCCGGCCGAGGAGAUAGCACGCCUUAAAGAGGCCACACACACUGACCACUACAACAUGGACAGACAGCUGUCAGUCCCUGAGAAGGUCUUGAUUCCAGAGCGUUAUGUGGAGUCAGAUCCAGAGGAGGCUCUCAGUCCAGUGCAGGAGGCUGACAAACAAAAGAAAGUGGACCGCAUCAAAGCCCUCAUCGCCAAAAACAGUAUGCAGAAUGUUCUCUCUCCUCCUGGUCCAGAGAAGGAGGCUGAGGAGGAGGCCACAGCUCAGGAUCAGGAGAAAAUGAUCAACAUAUCGUAUGAACUGGCUGCUGAGGCCUCCAAACGCAGCAAGCUGGUGGCAGUGCGCAACUUGUCAUCCUCCUCACCUCCUCCUGAGCCCCAACCCUCCUCAUCUCCACCUCCUAACACACAGCCACCCCCCCAGCUCACUGAUGGCUCCCACUUCAUCUGUGUCUAGUAGUAGCAGCACCCUGGCCUCAAUGAAGACCUACACGUGAGAAGACCUCUACCCUAGGACAUGACACAACCAGCACAAAACCCAACAAACUGGACUGACUGACAGACUGAUGGGCCCGUUAGACCACGCUGUUCAAUCUAUACCUUACUACAGUAUGACAUCACAUCCUCCUGUGCCAUGACGUCAAUUCAUGUUCCCUUUAACAUCACCACCACUUUCCCCUCUUCUCCCCCCUCACCUACUAUCCAUGGUAUCACCCUUCUCCCCCCUCACCUACUCUCCAUGGUAUCACCCUUCUCCCCCCUCACCUACUAUCCAUGGUAUCACCCUUCUCCCCCCUCACCUACUAUCCAUGGUAUCACCCUUCUCCCCCCUCACCUACUAUCCAUGGUAUCACCCUUCUCCCCCCUCACCUACUAUCCAUGGUAUCACCCUUCUCCCCCCUCACCUACUCUCCAUGGUAUCACCCUUCUCCCCCCUCACCUACUAUCCAUGGUAUCACCCUUCUCCCCCCUCACCUACUAUCCAUGGUAUCACCCUUCUCCCCCCUCACCUACUAUCCAUGGUAUCACCCUUCUCCCCCCUCACCUACUAUCCAUGGUAUCACCCUUCUCCCCCCUCACCUACUAUCCAUGAUAUCACCCUUCUCCCCCCUCACCUACUCUCCAUGGUAUCACCCUUCUCCCCCCUCACCUACUAUCCAUGGUAUCACCCUUCUCCCCCCUCACCUACUCUCCAUGGUAUCACCCUUCUCACCCCUCACCUACUCUCCAUGAUAUCACCCUUCUCCCCCCUCACCUACUAUCCAUGGUAUCACCCUUCUCCCCCCUCACCUACUAUCCAUGGUAUCACCCUUCUCCCCCCUCACCUACUAUCCAUGGUAUCACCCUUCUCCCCCCUCACCUACUCUCCAUGGUAUCACCCUUCUCCCCCCUCACCUACUCUCCAUGGUAUCACCCUUCUCCCCCCUCACCUACUAUCCAUGAUAUCACCCUUCUCACCCCUCACCUACUCUCCAUGAUAUCACCCUUCUCCCCCCUCACCUACUAUCCAUGGUAUCACCCUUCUCCCCCCUCACCUACUAUCCAUGGUAUCACCCUUCUCCCCCCUCACCUACUAUCCAUGGUAUCACCCUUCUCCCCCCUCACCUACUCUCCAUGGUAUCACCCUUCUCCCCCCUCACCUACUAUCCAUGAUAUCACCCUUCUCCCCCCUCACCUACUCUCCAUGGUAUCACCCUUCUCACCCCUCACCUACUAUCCAUGAUAUCACCCUUCUCCCCCCUCACCUACUAUCCGUGGUAUCACCCUUCUCCCCCCUCACCUACUAUCCGUGGUAUCACCCUUCUCCCCCCUCACCUACUAUCCAUGGUAUCACCCUUCUCCCCCCUCACCUACUAUCCGUGGUAUCACCCUUCUCCCCCCUCACCUACUAUCCAUGGUAUCACCCUUCUCCCCCCUCACCUACUAUCCAUGGUAUCACCCUUCUCCCCCCUCACCUACUAUCCAUGAUAUCACCCUUCUCCCCCCUCACCUACUCUCCAUGGUAUCACCCUUCUCCCCCCUCACCUACUAUCCAUGGUAUCACCCUUCUCCCCCCUCACCUACUCUCCAUGGUAUCACCCUUCUCCCCCCUCACCUACUCUCCAUGGUAUCACCCUUCUCCCCCCUCACCUACUAUCCAUGGUAUCACCCUUCUCACCCCUCACCUACUCUCCAUGUAAUCACAUUUGAUCUUUGCAACAAUGAGACAAUAGUAAGGCAUCGAUACUGUUGCUUUUAGAAUAUAAUUAGUUCCAUUGCCGUUAUUUCUCUAGUUUGUAGUUGGAGUUGAUUGUGAUUGAAUAUUGUCUGAUGGUUAGGGUGUGUUCAGAGCAUAAGGCCUGUAUCCUGCUGUGGUGACUCCUUCCUUCCCUUGGGGGGAAAAGACUGGCACGUGUACCUUUACACACAGACACAGUGAUGACAGUAACGUUUUCACCGUUCAACAGUUCCACUGUUCAGCUUGGUUUUAUAACUAUUUUUAGUUCAUUUAAGUUUUUGGAAGAAAAAAAUAUAUUUUUUAGUUCACAACACUGCAUAUUUUAGUAAUUCAAAUCCAGUGUACAAAACCAUUUCUGUUUUAUAUGUCUAAAUAUACAAGAGACAAAUAUAGUUGAUUUAUAGAUUUGAAGAACGUGCCACUUUAUUGUUGCAGAGGAGGAUGGAUGAGAUUUGUAAUCUUUUUUCUGGUUGGUUGUAAUUAUAUUUAUACGUCGGAUCUUCUGCAGUUCCCCUUCUGCACCCGAAUGUCAUCGUAUUCCCUAUGUAGUGCACUACUUUGUAUCAGGGCCUAUAGGACUCUGGUCAAAAGGAGUGCACUACUUUGUAUCAGGGCCUAUAGGACUCUGGUCAAAAGGAGUGCACUACUUUGUAUCAAGGCCUAUAGGACUCUGGUCAAAAGGAGUGCACUACUUUGUAUCAGGGCCUAUAGGACUCUGGUCAAAAGGAGUGCACUACUUUGUAUCAGGGCCUAUAGGACUCUGGUCAAAAGGAGUGCACUACUUUGUAUCAGGGCCUAUAGGACUCUGGUCAAAAGGAGUGCACUACUUUGUAUCAGGGCCUACAGGACUCUGGUCAAAAGGAGUGCACUACUUUGUAUCAGGGCCUAUAGGACUCUGGUCAAAAGGAGUGCACUACUUUGUAUCAGGGCCUAUAGAACUCUGGUCAAAAGGAGUGCACUACUUUGUAUCAGGGCCUAUAGAACUCUGGUCAAAAGGAGUGCACUACGUAGUGAGGAACAGGGUGACGUUCCGGACGCAAACCCUGUCGCACUGUUGUUGCCGACACGUGAAUGUUUUGGCUUAAAAAAAAAAAGAGAUGCUUCGUUUUAGUUUUUCUAUUGCUGAGAAGAGAAGAGAUAUAUUUAAAAAUGUUUUCAGACCGAGGUUUGGUUUUUAGAAGUCUAUUUUACGACUAGUUGGUUUUGAGGUGUCCUGGGAACAGAAAGACAAAGGGAUAGGAUAGCACAUGUAAAGAGCAAUAAGCAGAUGGUUUUGUUUAAGGCUGUCUCCCAAAUGGCACCCUGCUUCCUAUCAAGUGCCCUACUUUUGACCACAUCCCCUAUGGGCCAUGGCACCCUAUUCCCUAAAUAGCCCUUUGGUCCCUGGUUAAAAGUAGUACACUAUAUUGGGGAAAUGGUGUCAUUAGGGACACAAAAUAGUUUUAGUGUACAAACUGUAAUUACCAAAAUUAAGUUCUUUGUGUAUAUAGUGUACGGUACGCAUUGUGUGUUUAUCGGGGGUUGGAACCGGUUCAGGGAACAGAACAGAAAACUGGAAAAGAACAACAUUUUUCGAGGGAACGAGUACCGAGAACGAAAGUGAUCUAUUCUGUUCCGGAACAGAACCAUUAUUUUAAAAGCAUGGGAACCGGUUAAUAAAAUCAUUUUAUGUUCAGGGCAUUUUUUUUCCAUUCCCACAAAAAAAAAGCGCAACAAAGCACCUACUGUAUGCAAAGCCCUCACCUGUCACUCAGAAACGUAUUCCAGUGUCUGUCUUCCUGCCAACUGAAAAUCUUUGCCGGUGUGUAGGCUAUCUGCCCUUCCCCCUCCCUCCAAAGCAUAAUCUUAAUCUUUUUCUUUUUUUUUACAAUUUUAUCGAUUUUACAGAGUUACAGUUCACAUAAGGAAAUCAGUCAAUUUAAAUACCUAAAUCUGGAUUUCACAUGACUGGGAAUAAAGAUUUUUUUUUUUUUCUCCCUAGCACAAGGUGCACCUGUGUAAUGAUCAUGCUGUUUAAUCAGCUUCUUGAUAUGCCACACCUGUCAGGUGAAUGGAUUAUCUUGGCAACGGAUAAAUGCUCACUAACAGGGAUGUAAACCAAUUUGUGCACAAAAUAUGAGAGAAAUAUGUUUUUUUGUGAGUAUGGACAUUUUCUGUGAUCUUUUAUUUCAGUUCAUGAAACAUGGGACCAACACUUUACAUGUUGCGUUUAUAUUUUUGUUCAGUGUACAUUCUGUAGCAGGCCUGCUCCAUAGCAAGCUCCUCUAUCCAUUGGUGAAGUAAUUUAAUGUUGAGCUCAAUGGAGAAAAAAAAUACAUUUUGAUUUCAGAGGUUUAAAAAGGAACGAUAUAAAACAUAACUUUUUGGGGUUCGAACCGGUUGAGAACUUUAUUUUGCUGGUCGGAACAGUGGAAAGGAACGAGAAAAGAUAGUGGUUCUGUUCAGAACGAUUGGAAAAUAAUUUAGGUUCCAACCCUCUGGUAUAAACUGUACCGCGGUACAUUGUGUAUUAGUGCUGGGCGAUUAGUGCUUUUUGAGGUUGGUUCAGUUAGAUUAUAUGGGGGGACAAAUCCGUUUUGGAUUUCACUUUCGAUUAAUUUUUUUAGACAUCAAAAUGCACUAUGCAUUAUUAUGUGGAUGGAAUCCUGUAACAACACAGAAUAUAACAAAUGAAUAAAAGUCCCAUGAUGUUAGUGACUGCCCAUUACUGCUCAUCACUUAUUAACCAUCAUUUAUUCACAUUACUUUAAUAAAAUAUUUAAAUUGUUGUGUUUAUUACAUUAGUUUUAUUUGAAGACUUUAUUAUUUCACUCCAAGUCGUCAUCUCUAUAGAGCUGCUGUUGCCUGUUGUCUGACAACAUCACCAUUUUUGUAGUUCUUAAAAGUAAAUAAGGCAUACUUAAUCAAAUAAAAUAAAAAGUAGAAUAGUUUUCCUGUUUCAGGACCUCCUAUGCUCUUGCGUGGGCACCAAAGCAUGUUAUGGGUCUAAUCAUAUAACUACAUAUAGAAUCCCUUUUAAUACAAUAGCAUCUCUGUGGGCCUAGUCGUAAAGACUUUUAAAAUGUAUUACCUUUUUACUGUGGCAUAAACACAACCAGUCAUGAUAGUUUUUUAAAAAUUGGAUUUGUCUAACAGUCACUUCAAAGGACUACAUUACUAGGCUACUUGUGUAAGUUCAUCCACUCGCAACAUAUUUCCACCCCCCCCCCCCCCCAAACAGGUGAAUGGAAAGAGACUUCUGUUACACAAAACACCAAAAAGUCUAAUGACAUUUGCCGACUGUAAUUAGGCCAAGAAUUUAUGCGGCCACUGCUGUCCGCUCGCUUCUCUGUGUCGGCCACGCAUCUCUGCCUUGGCAAAAUUCCUGUGUUCUUGUCAAACCGCAUUGCAUUUUGGAGUGUAAGUUAUACUACCCGUUUUCAAGUCUCAUUUACACAUUUUUUCAUGCCUCUGAUGUAAUGAUAAAUAGUGGUGUGAUAGCGUUUUAAUUAUCGUGAUAGGCUCAUGUUUUACCCGGUACUGCAUACCCACACUAUUUGUUUUGCUGGGACGUCGUACCCUUACUUUCACCCCUGCUUUUAUGACUACUGAAUAAACGACUAUCAAUCACUUAGAUUAUUUAUUUUCAGGUAAAGAUACGUCGCAAAGCAACUGUUUUCUAAUCCCUCUCUGUGUCUGCUCCACACAGACUGGACAAGUAGGCGGGCGCGCAAUGGAUUAUGGUCAUUGUAGUUAAUUACCACGUUUUCUGCACUAAACUAUAGAAUAUUGGCCUGUUGGAAACUACAACUCCCUACUACAGUACAUCGCACAGGUCGGACAUUAACUGAUUUAUCUCUAGAGAAACUGCAUAGAGCUCACAGGGGGGGGGGGGGGAGAAUGAAGAUUUAAAAAUGGAAUUCAAAUAAUUGAACCGACGUCAGUCAAUUAGUAAAAAAAUAUAUAUUUAAAAAAAAAAAAAAAACGUACAUUUUGGUUAAUCGCUCAGCACUUGUGUAUAUACUGUACCACAGUACUGUAGUACGCAGUACAGAGAGAAGAGGGUUGGACUGUGUAGGAUAAUACAUCCAUAACAGGCUACUACUACAUUAUAUUUAGAGUUGAUGAUAUUACAAUAUUUAUAUCCCAUUUGUUUUAUAUGCUGUUAAAUAAAUGUCAUUGUUCUUACA